Synchiropus splendidus (mandarinfish) is the source of this 2311-nucleotide messenger RNA. RefSeq names its product 5'-nucleotidase domain containing 2 (gene nt5dc2). NCBI's taxonomy places the organism in Eukaryota, Metazoa, Chordata, Actinopteri, Syngnathiformes, Callionymidae. Gene Ontology annotation, molecular function: 5'-nucleotidase activity. The transcript has 14 exons. Bases 22 to 1809 code for a protein of 595 amino acids. The record is from RefSeq and is a predicted model, not a curated record.
UUUGUUGAUAGCUCAAUAAAGAUGUCGCUAAGAACAGUAGCCAGUGCUUUGUGGGCGAUGGGGUCGCGUCCUGCGACCAGAAGCCCACAUCUGAACACGCUUUCCACCUCGUGUGCUGUGUCUGCAGGGGGACAACACGGUCGCGAAAACCCACAAGGUCGCUCCUGUGCAGAAGCGACGGUGCACAGCAGCGACCUUCCCCGCACCAGGGAGCCGCCUGGCGCAGCCUCUCCUGCGGCCAAGCGAUUAGCGAAGCCCGGGGGCGCUCCGUCUGCGAGGACGCGCUCUCUUUCCUCCACACCAGCUCCCCUGGACCAGAAGUCCUACUUGUGGGCCCGCUACAAUGAUAUGAAGCGGCUGGUUCACGAUCUGAUUCCGCCAGGGGCAUGUAAAUCGCUCAACUCUUCCACCAUCUACGCCAACAAUGAGGUCAGCCUGGCGGAGGUGGACAUCUACGGCUUUGACUAUGACUACACGCUGGCGGUGUACUCUAAUGCCCUCAACACCAUGAUCUAUGAGGCAGCGCGAGGGUUCCUCAUCGAACACUUCAAGUACCCUGAAGCCAUUUGCAAGUACGAUUAUAUUCCUAAUUUUGCAGUGCGAGGACUUCACUAUGAUAUUCAGAAGGGACUUCUGAUGAAGAUAGACGCCUUCCUUUAUAUUCAGCCAGGAAGUGUUUACAGAGGUCUAAGCCCGGUGCCAGAUGAUGAGGUGCUGGAGCUUUAUGGAGGAACAUACCACAUCCCUUUGGAACAGGACUCUGGCUUCUAUGGAAAGGGACCAAAGAUGAAGCAGUUCAUGGACAUUUUCUCCAUCCCGGAGAUGGCACUCUUGGCUGUGGCAAAUGACUUUUUCAUCACCAAUAAUAUUGAGUAUGACCCAGUUCACCUUUACAAGGACGUCUCUGAGGCAAUCGGCAUGGUUCACCUGAAAGGCUUCAUGUACAAGUGGAUCACACAGGAUCUCGACAAGUUCAUCCUGAGAGGAGGGGAGACGGAGGCUGUUCUGCAUCGACUUGUCAGCCAGGGAAAGAGACUUUUCCUCAUCACAAAUAGUCCUUUCAGCUUUGUGGAUAAAGGAAUGACGCACAUGGUGGGGAAAGACUGGAGAGACUUUUUUGACGUCGUCAUCGUUCAGGCCGACAAACCUCACUUCUUCACUGACUGUGUCAAGCCCUUCAGAUGCUUGGACCAAAACGGAAAUCUGCGCUGGGAGAAGAUCAGCGCUUUAUCUAAAGGGCAGGUUUACAAACAGGGAAACCUGUUUGAAUUUCUGAGACUGACGGGCUGGCGGGGAUCGAAGGUGCUGUACUUUGGAGACCAUCUAUAUAGUGAUUUGGCAGACCUAACUUUAAGACACGGCUGGCGAACUGCAGCCAUUGUACCUGAGCUGGAGCAGGAAACCAAAGUCGUGAGCACAGAACGAUACGCCCUCCAUCUCACGUGGCUGCAGGCGCUCACCGGGCUCCUGGAACAACUGCAGAUUCACCGGGACCCGGAGUCUAAAGAAGUUUUUCUGGAAUGGCAGAAAGAGCGGGAGGAACUCAGGGUGAUGACAAAGAACCUGUUCAAUCCCCAGUUCGGCAGCAUCUUCAGGACUUGUCACAACCCCACAUACUUCUCCAGACGCCUCUGCCGCUUCUCAGACGUUUACAUGGCUUCUCUCAGCUGCCUCUUGAACUAUGACCCCUCAUACACGUUUUACCCGCGGCGUACACCUCUGCAGCACGAGGCGCCACUCUGGAUGGACCAGCUCUGCACAGGCUGCAUGAAGACCCCUUUUCUGGAGGAUAUGUCUCACAUUCGAUGAGAUGAGAUCAUCUUCAAUGAACACGGCAUAACAGGGUAUCUGUGUCUUAGAUCCUAUAUAGAGGGAUUCUUUGAGGAGUGAGAGUCGUGGUGCUGUUGUCAUGACUUAUAUUUUAUGAAUCAUGUAUUUACAUGGGAUUGCAUUUUUAUACUGCUUUUCAAUUAAAUAAAUGGUCAAAUUUUCUUCUUUGAAGUUCUUCACUAUUUGUCAUCACAUGAAAUGUACCAUGUAUUGCAUGUAUUUGCAAGGCAUUCGGCAGCAAAUGAGCGCGUUACUGGCUCCUUGCAUUGCAUUCGCUGUCAAGAUGGCUUUUUAACGGCAAACUUGUGAUGUGACUGCUGGCGUGACAGAAAGCAACCAGACCUCCACUCGCCACUUCUCCUGUGUCAUAUCUGUGCCGAUAACUCUUUUCUGUCCAGUUUAGCUUGUGCUACAAAUAAAACGUAUCUACUUCAGUGAAGUCCUAUCUACAAUCUGAUGUCUUGUGCUCUCAUCACCAAUA